UCAGUGCUUUAGCAUGCAGCUUAGACUCAUAGACAUGCAUUUGAGCUGAUAAUAUGUUGUUUUCUCAUUUGUUUGUUUUCCUAUGUCUCAGGAGGAUCUGAUAUAAAUGAAUUGUAUCUAUACGCUGGAAACUGACAAAGCAAUCCAGGAAGAAGCUCAAGUCAUCUUCUUAAUUCAAGGUGAUUUGGAGGAGUUGACAGGCAAUACAUGAAAUCGAUGAAGAAUGACAGCGGUCCACAGCCUCAGACAGCACUUUCUCAGAAGAGAGGCCAGUGGGCCAACAAAACAGAAUUCAUUUUAGCGGUGGCCGGACAAAUAAUCGGUCUGGGCAAUGUUUGGAGAUUUCCCUAUCUGUGCUUCAAAAAUGGAGGAGGGGUCUUCCUGGUCCCCUAUGUCCUGAUGCUGUUCACCUGUGGGAUUCCUCUCUUCUUCAUGGAGGUUUCUUUGGGGCAGUUCACUCGCCAGGGUGGGAUCACAUGUUGGAGGAAAGUUUGUCCUCUUGCUCAAGGUUUGGGCUAUGGCAGUCAAUUGGUGGUUUUCUAUGGUGUAAUUUACUACAUCAUCAUACUGGCUUGGGCCUUCCUCUACCUCUUCUCGUCCUUCAACACUGAGCUCCCCUGGGCCAACUGUAACAACACCUGGAACACAGGUAAUUGUUUUGAUCAUGGCCAGAAUCAUUCACCAUCUAAUCACAGCCUCAGAAAUGCAACGUCUUCUUUCCAAGAAUUUUGGCAGAGAAGAGUCUUAGGCCUGUCUGGAGGGAUCGCGGAGAUCGGGAGUCUCCGAUGGGACCUGGCUGGGUGUCUUCUGCUCACUUGGAUCAUCUGCUACUUCUGUAUCUGGAAGGGAGUCAAGUCUUCAGGAAAGGUGGUGUAUUUCACUGCUACUUUCCCCUAUGUGAUGAUGAUUGUGUUGCUUGUGCGCGGUCUCACUCUGCCAGGAGCCGUAGAUGGUAUCAGAUUUUACCUCUACCCUGACCCAGUCCGGCUCACUGAUCCUCAGGCAUGGAUGGAUGCUGGAAGCCAGAUAUUUUCCUCCUAUUCCAUCUGUAUAGGAUCUUUACAGGUUUUAGGAAGCUACAACAAGUUUGACAACAACUGCUACAAAGACAGUUUAUACUUAUGCCUGCUGAACAGCAUAACCAGCUUUGUGGCGGGCUUUGCAGUCUUCUCUGUCCUGGGCUUCAUGGCAAACCAACUGGAUGUGGACAUUUCAAAAGUGGCUGAGUCAGGCCCUGGUCUGGCGUUCAUCGCCUAUCCUCAUGCAGUAGCCAUGAUGCCUGUUCCCCAGCUCUGGGCCUCAUUCUUCUUCAUCAUGAUCAUCUUGCUGGGCCUCGACAGUCAGUUUGUGUACGUGGAGGCCCUGGUCACAUCUCUGUCAGAUAUAUAUCCAUCUUUCUUCCACGUUGGUCAUCGACGAAAACUACUUCUGCUGGCCGUCUGUGUCGGAUGUUUCUCAAUCGGCCUCCUGAUGGUCACUGAGGGUGGACUUUAUGUAUUUCUGCUUUUUGACUAUUAUGCUUGCAACGGGAUGCCGGUCAUGGUUUUUGCCAUCAUUGAGUGUCUCAUUAUAGCAUGGGUAUACGGUGCUGAUCAAUACUACGAUAAUGUUAUGGACAUGAUUGGUUACCGUCCUUGGCCUUACAUGAAAUAUUGCUGGAAAUACAUCACACCUGCUAUCUGCACCGGCAUACUCCUCUUUUCCUUGAUCCAGUUCACCCCUCUGAAAUACAACAACACCUACCAGUACCCCUGGUGGGGCUACGCCAUCGGGAUGUUCCUGGCUCUCUCCUCAGCUCUCCUGGUUCCUCUGUGGUUUCUCUACAGCAUGACUGUAACCCCAGGGACUCUGAGACAGAAGCUGAAAGUGUUAUCCACUCCAGCAGAGGACCUGAGCAGUGCAUCCACAAAGAGGAACCUCAGCCUUGAAGCCCUUCAGCCACCCACAGAGCUGUGUGUGUUAAAUACAACACACCAAAAGGAUCCCACCAACACCGAGGCGCCGUAACUCAGGCAUUUGGACUUGGUCCCUCAGAUCAGAUGCGCGCGGCUUCGCCAGGUUUUCGCACGCAACUCGGCG
Messenger RNA from Myripristis murdjan (pinecone soldierfish), 2079 nucleotides. RefSeq names its product sodium- and chloride-dependent GABA transporter 2-like. The coding region runs from base 208 to 2007 and encodes 599 amino acids. The transcript has 16 exons. Gene Ontology annotation, molecular function: gamma-aminobutyric acid:sodium:chloride symporter activity. The record is from RefSeq and is a predicted model, not a curated record. Gene Ontology annotation, biological process: amino acid transport; sodium ion transmembrane transport; nitrogen compound transport. Lineage: Eukaryota; Metazoa; Chordata; Actinopteri; Holocentriformes; Holocentridae. Gene Ontology annotation, cellular component: plasma membrane; cell projection.